Molecule: messenger RNA, 1057 nt
Organism: Homarus americanus (American lobster)
Lineage: Eukaryota; Metazoa; Arthropoda; Malacostraca; Decapoda; Nephropidae
Product: small conductance calcium-activated potassium channel protein-like
Exons: 4
Coding region: 641-1057 (138 amino acids)
Biological process (GO): potassium ion transmembrane transport
Cellular component (GO): neuronal cell body; neuron projection; plasma membrane
Molecular function (GO): small conductance calcium-activated potassium channel activity; calmodulin binding
Source: RefSeq, a predicted model, not a curated record
ACCAUCAUCAUCAUCAUCAACACACACACACACACACACACCAGUCAAGAGGGAGGAGUGGCGUGUGUACGGUGGAGCUCCCAGUAGGCUCUUGAGGGGAGUGAGGGAAUCAUGAUAAUUAAAAUAUCAAAAUUCACAGUGUGGAGCUGAAUCAUCACACCACUAUCGAGUAGAAUUGUUUAACCAAAUGUGUGGGGAAAGAGUGACCCACACACACCAAGGGAAAACAUGACAAAUUCAGGUGAAAAUUUAUUGAACAAUGUUGAGGUGGACACUAAGGGUUGAUAUGUAUAGUGAUGAGGCAAGUUAGGAGUACCUAAUGCUGUUAUGACGGGGAACCUCCACGCUGAGGACCUCUUCUUCAGGAGGCUAAGAGUGUCCUUGCUCCUACCCACCAUACCCAGACUGCCUGCCAUCACCAAGAACCUGUCCUAUAGACGCCACAGGAAAGAACGCGUCCCAAUGAAGACACAAACAAAGUAAAACGUCCCAAUGAAGACACAGCCAAGAGAAGUUCUUGGUUGAUUCACGAGGGACAUAACAUAACACUGGCUCUUGUUGGUGGAGGCUCAGAGUCCGUCAAGCCCCCCAGCCAGGACCACCAGUUAAGGAAGCAACAUUGUGACACGCCCAAGAGCUUAUGGAUGGACUACUACGCAAGCCUGUGUCCACCCUGUCCAUCCCUGGGUCGAUGAAGGGGGGCGCAGGCGGAGGGGGUGGGCGUGGUGCGGAGGGUGAGGACCCCGGCAUAGCGCUGGUGGGCGUGCACUCCGAGUACCCGCGCUACACCGAGGAGAAGGCCGGGUCUGGUGCCUGCAAGAACGCCUCCUUCAAGCUGCGCAACAAGCCCAACGUCGGGUACCGCCUGGGGCGACGCAAGGCGCUCUUCGAGAAGCGGAAGCGCAUCUCCGACUAUGCCCUCGUCAUGGGGAUGGUCGGCAUCAUCGUCAUGGUGAUAGAGAACGAGCUCUCCUCCGCCCAAGUCUACGAUAAGUCCAAGAUUCAUUCGCUUCUUGAAUAUCCUUGGGAUUUGAGGAUACACUUCAAGAGUCCUUAA